AUGUCUUCAACCAAAGACCCUUGGGACUGGACAGUCGACGAGACUGUCAAAUUUCUCUGCCAUGACGAGCCUGGUGACUGGUCGUACAAUUUGGCUUGCCCGGAUCUCGUGGCUCUGGAGAUCUCUCUCCGAGAAAAUUCCAUCUCAGGCUUAAUGUUUCUCGAGAUCACAGACAAUCAUGUGAAAGAGCUAGGCAUAAAGACUAUUGCACAACGCCAUUAUGUCCUGAAAGCCAGUAAAUGGUUGCAGCGACGAUCGCCGAAGUACCAGUUGGAGCAGCAGCAGCAGCCUCCUCUUCGCAAUCCUCCCAAAGCACUUCUCAACGAAGAGCAACUCUCACCAAAAUGCAAUAAUGAGCCCAUACACACCAACCCCCUUUUUGAUGUUUCAGUUAACACCAACACCUCUCUUGAUGAUCCUGUCGGAUCCACCAUUCUUGGUCAUUCCUCCAACCUCACCCCUCUUCUCGAUGGGCUUUCACCGGCCCAUACAGAGAGAAAGAAACCUCGUCGGAUGGAGACCACUAUCGUUGAAAGACCGCCCAUAUUAUCUCUCAUGGAGGCACGCUCCCCCCACGAACUACCUGCUCCGAAGUGCGCCUUUGGGAACGAUGCUUUUUUUGACCAUCUUGUGAAGGCUUAUCCCCCAAACGAUGCUGAUGUUCUCUCAUCUCUUGGGGAAUCCAGCUCUGAGGGUGAAUAUGAUACAGAGACUCGUGAGGAAAUGCAAGAGGAUGAAGGGCAAUCCUACCUGGACAUUCCCCCGGAUGCUUCGGGGACUCUGGAAGAUGCCGAGUUCAACGAAAUCGUCGAUGAAUACAUUGAUUCACGGAGAUCCCAGUUCGUCGAAACUCGGUUACCAAAAGAGCAGCCGAAAGCGCUUCAAAUUUGGAUCAGAGGUCAAAAGUUCCCGAGCAUGAAAAGCCAAAUUUCGGCACGGGUCGCCCACCUGGAGAAACGGUGUCAAGCACUUCGCCAAGCACUCGCUGAGGCGCAACACUCAACACGCUCGUCUUUAAUCCAAGCAUGUGCAUGCCUCGACCCCACCGUGAUUGACAUUUGCUUAGAUGAAUGGAAGCUUUCCGUUCUCGAUCAAACUACCUCGCCGGCAAAGGUUGCUCAUCCUCCACGACCCCCGCGGCCAAAAAAGUCCAAGGUAAAUUCAGACGGCGAAGAGACUUUAGACUCGGAUUCAGAUUCCGUGCACGACACCGGAGAAGAGACUCUGAGUUUAGAUUCGGAUUCCGUGCGUGAGAUCGGAGAAGAUGAGGAUGAUGAAUCAUCAGAACAAUCGGAAGACAGUCUUGCUCCUGUCCUUAUAUCUGAUGUUGAAGACGGUGAGAUUGCACAGGAUGAAGAGGAGCCACGUCCUCGCGCAGCUUAUCAAUAUGGACCGUUCCGCGACUACUCUUCAGAUGAGGACCUCAGCCAUCUUUUCUACAAAGAAGAGAAUUACGAGCCCCCAGCCGCGAAAAGGCGCCGCCUGGAGAAAAACAGCCCCAUCCAAGAUCACCCAAGUUCAACACUGAUGCCUAUGAAAAUUCUCCCGUUUGAUCGGGACGUGGCCCUGUACUCGAAGGAAUGUGAAUCAGAGGAUCAAAUGGCAGCAAACGCCUGUCCCAUCAGCCCGACGCGCCUCAACACACAUGAGUUUAUUGACUUGACGAGUGACAACGGCAGUGAAACUGAUGAGGCUUUGUGUGUUUUUGACCAUGUCUGUUCUAUGAUGUGGAGAAUCAUUGAGGAGAGUGGAAACCGACUUCACCUGGUAGCGAAGGCCCUCACGGGUCUGCCGAACAACCGGAUCAAUGAGCUUUCCACAUUCCUCGGAUCUUAUAUGUCCUGCCUUUAUCGAGAAUAUGCGCGAGAUGCGCUCAAACACAUGUCCGACGAUUCAUCAGUGAUCGAGGAAAUGGAUCCCGAGGAGAGCCAUUCUGCAAUGUUAAUGACCGCCAUGUUUGUGUCCUGGAUUAAUCUUAUUCAAGUCCCUCAUGGCGCCUUUACAGCAAAAGAAGUCAAUGCUGCGCUUGUGAUGAUAGAAAAGGACGAUGAAGAUCAAUUUGCAUCAUUCUUGAACUGCCUCAAUGACCUUCUCAAAGAAUACAAGAGAUGGCUAACUUUUCCACUUCGUGUUCAAUCCGACGAAUCGAGCCCAGAUAUUCAGCGCAACCGCGGCAAGUGGAAAUUGACCGACGUCAAAAUCACGCUGACUCGGGCUCAGAAGGAAGGCCAAGAACGGCAGAACAAACAAGCUGAAGCUAAAAGAGCAUUGCUUGCGUCUCGAUUUGCCCGAGGACACGUUGGGAAAGAAAAUCCACCAAGGCCGGUUUCUUUCCGGAUUCCCAUGAUAUGCCUGGACCCCUACAUCGCGCAAUAUGUCAAAUCCUACCAGCUCUCUGGAAUUCAAUUUAUGUUCCGAGAAAUUAUCGAGAACAAAAGAGAAGAAGGGUGUUUGCUAGCCCACACUAUGGGGUUGGGCAAGACGAUGCAAGUAAUAUCACUUCUUGUUACCAUCUCCAAUGCAGGAGCAUCAGAAGACCCGUCAAUUCGUGAUCAAAUUCCUGAACAGUUGCGACAGUCAAAAACUCUGCUCCUGUGCCCAGCAUCCCUGAUCCAAAACUGGUGUGAUGAGUUUGAAAUGUGGUCCCCCCAGAACCACAAUCUUGGCAAGGUUCGGUCAAUUCCGGCAACAAACCCGACCCUUGACCGAACCCAAGAGAUUUGCACAUGGAACGAUGAGGGUGGUAUACUGAUACUCAGCUACAACAUCUUCCGUAAUAUUGUCAAGGAAAAAGCAGAAACAAAUGAGGACCAGUCACAGCAACCGGCCAACGAAAUGGUCAAGAGCUGGGUGUUGAACAGCCCAACUCUUGUUGUGGUCGACGAAGCUCAGAAUUUGCGCAACCAUGAAAGCCAGAUUGCCGAGGCAGCAUCCCGCUUGCGCACAAGAAAACGGAUUGCCCUCACUGGCACUCCGAUAUCCAAUGGGUUAGAAGAUUACUAUUGGAUGGUGGAUUGGGUUGCCCCCCAGUACCUGGGAGAGUUUCCCGAUUUCAAUGAUCAAUUCAUCAAGCCAAUCGAAAAUGGCUCGCAGAUUGACAGCACCAAAUCUGACCGAAGAGAGGCGCUCCAGCGCCAGGAGCUGUUCCUUCGCAUCAUCAAUCCCAAAGUACAGCGAGCGGACAUGUCCGCACUAACAAACGACCUGCCACCGAAGUACGAGUACUCUGUUUACUUCGAGCCGACAACCCUCCAAAAAGCUGUGUACAACAUCUUAAUCAAAGGUGUAGCACAAAACGAAGCGGGUGUCCGCUCGGAGCUUAUGUCUUGGCUCCCUCUUCUCAAGCUUUGCUGUAACCACCCGGCCCUUUUCAAGACGGAUCUAGAGUCCCGGAAGACCAAAAGUGCAUGUGGCAAGCAAAUAAGUCCUAGCAGUGAUGCUCCCGUUGCCAUUCUCGGCUUUAGCAUGCCCGUCGAACCGCAAGUCAUGCCAAGGUCAAUGCUAUCUGAACUAGAUGAUGUGUUCAAGGACAUUCCUAACUUGCUGGAUCCCGGCUUAUCCAGCCGAGUGGCAAUUCUCAAUGAGAUUCUCGAUCAGGCAAUCGCAAUUGGGGACAAAAUCCUCGUCUUUUCCUCCAGCAUUCCAACACUGAAGUAUCUGGCGGAAGUGAUGGACGGAGCGCAGAGAAAGUAUGCUCUCCUACAGGGCAACGUGACUCCGGCUCAGCGUCCCGAGGUAGUUCGGAGAUUCAACAACGAUCCCUCGACCUACGUCUUUCUUAUUUCUACCAAAGCUGGUGGCCUUGGCUUGAACAUUCAGGCUGCGAACCGAGUUGUCAUUUUCGAUUUCCAGUUCAACCCUACAUGGGAACAGCAGGCAAUCGGACGUGCCUACCGCAUUGGGCAAAAGAAGAAAGUCUUUGUAUACCGAAUGGUCGCUGCUGGAACGGUCGAGGAGAAGAUCUAUAAUAAGACGAUCUUUAAGAGCCAGCUUGCUAGCCGUCUUCUUGACGAUGAGCAUGUUGCUCGUAUGGGUUCCAAAGCGCUAGAACGAUAUCUGGUUCCCUGGCAAGCGAGCGUCCAUAAAGGCGGAAUUGAUGAAACUGCAUUCGCAACGGAUCCCCAGAUGAUGGGGAGACUGAAGGCUAAGUGUGGCGAGUCAAUUUUGAGCGCCAAACUCUGUGUUGAUGAAAUUGACCCAGAAGACCGAUUGACAGCACAAGAGCAGCAAUCCGUGGAGGAUCAGUUGAAACUGAGACGUCUACAUUUUGAAUCCUUGGGAUCAUGA
Messenger RNA from Penicillium digitatum Pd1, 4287 nucleotides. Its product is annotated as putative SNF2 family helicase/ATPase. Gene Ontology annotation, molecular function: ATP-dependent chromatin remodeler activity; ATP binding; ATP hydrolysis activity. The record is from RefSeq and is a predicted model, not a curated record. Gene Ontology annotation, cellular component: nucleus. NCBI's taxonomy places the organism in Eukaryota, Fungi, Ascomycota, Eurotiomycetes, Eurotiales, Aspergillaceae.